GCACUCUGUUUUAGUGUUCCGCGCACCCGCAGCGCAUUGGAGGCUGGUGUACAGUCUUUUACCUCGUGGAACAGGAAAUCUGAAUAGCUAUUUCUUUCAUAAAUCCCUGGGUUGGGGUUUGAUUUUGUUCUUUUCUUCUUCUUUUUUUUCUUUUAGGUUUUUAACUGUCGUAAAAUCAAAAGUAACAGGGUCAGAUCCACGGAGUCCAGCAUCUUCGUGACAUAACAGAAGCUGUUCUGGAACGGGAAAGGGCGCUUAAGUCGUUUUAUGGAGGCUUGUGGGACGCAACGAAACAUUUCUUAAAAGGAUCUUGUGGAAGGUGUCCAGUGGGAAAGAGACUGGGUGGACUCAUCUACAACUGAUCCCCGUUUUCUGAUCGCAAUGGACUUGGAAUGAAGACAAAACAUGGAUAUAAUCUGGGAAAUAUUUAUUAUCCUUCAAGCCAAUCUCAUCGUUUGCACUUCAGCUCAGCCAAAUCCACCCAAAAUCCAUGAGGGAUGGUGGGCUUACAAAGAAGUUGUUCAGGGGAGCUUUGUUCCAGUGCCAUCGUUCUGGGGGCUUGUAAAUUCUGCAUGGAAUCUGUGUUCUGUGGGGAAGAGACAGUCUCCAGUCAAUAUCGAGACGAGCCAUAUGAUAUUUGAUCCCUUCUUGACACCACUGAGGCUCAACACUGGCGGACGGAAGGUUGGAGGGACAAUGUACAACACCGGCCGCCAUGUCUCACUCCGACUGGAUAAAGAGCACCUGGUGAACAUCUCCGGUGGACCAAUGACAUACAGCCAUCGUCUUGAGGAGAUCAGGUUACACUUUGGAAGUGAGGAUGGACAGGGCUCUGAGCAUCUCCUCAACGGCCAGGCUUUCUCUGGGGAGGUGCAGCUUAUACAUUACAACCAUGAACUGUACACAAACUACACAGAAGCUGCUAAGAGUCCAAAUGGCUUGGUGAUAGUGUCUAUAUUCAUGAAGAUAUCCGAGACUUCAAAUUCAUUUCUGAAUCGGAUGUUGAACAGAGACACCAUCACAAGAAUAACAUAUAAGAAUGAUGCAUACCUGCUCUCUGGGCUAAACAUUGAGGAGGUUUAUCCAGAGACGGCAAGUUUUAUCACUUAUGAAGGGUCUAUGACCAUCCCACCGUGCUACGAGACCGCGACGUGGAUUCUGAUGAACAAGCCAAUUUACGUCACAAAGAUGCAGAUGCACUCCAUGCGACUGCUAAGUCAGAACCAGCCCUCGCAGAUAUUCCUCAGCAUGAGUGACAACGUGCGCCCGGUACAGCCUCUGAACAACCGCUGUAUCCGCACCAACAUCAACUUCAGCAUGCAGGGCAAGGACUGCCCCAACAACAGGGCACAGAAGUUGCAGUACCGAGUGAACGAAUGGCUGCUGAAAUAGAGCCAGGAUGUGGACCAGCCCAAGAACACCAACAUGAAAAAGAAUGAAGAAAAGGGCUCAUGCAUAAGUGCAGAAUGAAGACUGACAUAUGUCCUGCCAGAUAAAAUCCUGACGUUGUUAAGAAAAAAAAGAAAAAAAAAAAAGAAAACAAACCCCAGCCAGAAGAGACUUUGCACUCUUGGCAAAGUAAUCCAAUUUCAUACAUCCAAUCAAAACUAGUGACAUACAGUUAUAACUACACACGUUUUGAUACCUUUUUUGGGAGAGAAAAAAAAAUAUCUAUAACAUUUAUUCCAUAGGCUCUUCACAAAUGGAACUGAAUGUUUUUAGCCUUUGUACAUAUGGACAACUUGCUACCAAACUGGGAAAAGGGACAGGAAAUUGAACCACCCUACCAAUGCAGAAACAUCCUUGAAUCAUAACUGAAUUCUCAAUCUUUAUUCUCGCUCACGCUGUGGAGAGGAGGGAGAGGCAGCCUUGCAGGUUUAUUGUCAAGACAAAAACCAUCAUAAAGACUGAUAUGAUGUGAUGUUGUCUGUGUCGGGGGGGUGUCUUGGCCUUGUAAAUAUAAUUAUUCAUGCUAAAAAUGAAUAUGUAAAGAUACAAAUAAACAUAAAAAAAAGAAUAGAGGGAAAAUAAAUUAAAAAAAAGUUUAAUAUUUUAUGCUUGGCGCACUUUCUGAAGCAGAGCUGAUGCCUUUUUUUUCUGUUUCAUUGUUUACAAUGGUCAUACACUGUGUUUGAUUAAUGUUAUCGGCCCAAUAAAUGUGUUUGGAACGUU
Carassius gibelio (silver crucian carp) is the source of this 2172-nucleotide messenger RNA. It is a transcript of the gene ca10a, whose product is annotated as carbonic anhydrase Xa. Gene Ontology annotation, molecular function: carbonate dehydratase activity; zinc ion binding. Lineage: Eukaryota; Metazoa; Chordata; Actinopteri; Cypriniformes; Cyprinidae. The transcript has 11 exons. The record is from RefSeq and is a predicted model, not a curated record. The coding region runs from base 406 to 1392 and encodes 328 amino acids.